CUAAGGGAAACUCGUAACUGAUAUAUAUAGAGGAUAUUUUUUCCAGGUAUCGCUGUAUAAACCACUAUUUCGCUAUUUUGAGGCGUACUGACAGAAAACGAGGCUUCUACUGCCACACCCGAUCACCCUAGUCGGAUUUUUACUGGGAGAAAAGGUUUUUAGAUCGUCAGGAUGAAUCCUCAGCAGCGGAUUGCCGCUAUUGGAACAGACAAGGAAUUAAGUGACUUGCUGGAUUUUAGUGCGAUGUUCUCUCCACCUGUAAACGGUGGGAAAAACAGGCCUACCACCCUCGGAAGCAGCCAGUUCAGUGCAUCAGGUAUGGAUGAGCGGACCAGCCAAGCGUCUUGGGCCCCAGGUGGCCAGUCCAGUCCCUCCUAUGAGUCCUCACGGGGUUUCACAGACAGCCCUCAUUAUGGCGAUCACUUGAGUGACAGUCGAUUAGUGUCCCAUGAAGGAUUGUCCCCAACACCUUUCAUGAACUCCAACAUAAUGGGUAAAUCAGAAAGGGCUUCAUUUCUCGGCUAUGGGAGAGAUCCCGGAGCACCUGGCUGUCAGACAACUCUAAGGUCAGACAUCGGGCUGGCGAGUCCCAGUUCUGUGGCCACAUCGGGGAAAUCCGCUACUCCUUUCUAUUCCUUCACUGGGGCCAAUCCCAGAAGACGUUCGCUACAAGACCCCUCUCCCAUCGAUCCUCUACAAACAAAGAAAGUUCGCAAGGUCCCUCCUGGCCUGCCUUCAUCUGUGUACGCACCGUCUCCGAACUCAGAAGACUUCAACAGAGAUUCACCUUCUUACUCUUCUCCUAAGCCCUCCAGCAGUAUGUUUGCAAGCACUUUUUUUGAUGGGACCCACAAUUCCUCUGACCCAUGGAACUCGUCCAAUGGGAUCAGUCAGCCCAGCUACGGUGGAAUGCUGGGAGGAUCUUCAUCUCACAUGCCACAGUCAGGAAACUACAGCAAUCUGCACUCACACGACCGCCUGAAUUACCCUGCACACUCAGUCUCUCCAGACAUCAAUGCCAGUCUUCCUCCCAUGUCCAGCUUCCAUCGAAGCAACGCCAGCACUUCACCAUUCGUCACUGCAGCACACACCCCGUCCGUCAACACCGCUGAUGGGGUCAUGGCUGCUGCAAAUCGGGGGAAUGCCACUGGAAGCUCACAGACUGGAGAUGCACUGGGCAAGGCUCUGGCCUCGAUUUACUCACCUGACCAUACCAGCAGUAGUUUUCCAUCCAACCCGUCAACACCUGUGGGCUCUCCUUCGCCCCUGACAGCCACAGCAGGUGCUGCCUCAGCAGGUACAGUGGUGACUGCUGCCGGCACCCCGUCUGGAAGGGCAGGUACCAACCAGUGGCCUCGUGCUAGCGGACAGACCCCAUCCUCUCCAAAUUAUGAGAACUCCCUUCACUCACUGAAAAACAGAGUUCAUCAGCAGCUACAUGAGCAUCUCCAGGAUGCCAUGUCUUUCUUAAAGGAUGUCUGCGAGUCUCGAAUGGAGGAUCGUCUGGACAGACUGGAUGAUGCAAUCCUUGUUCUGCGGAACCAUGCAGUGGGCUCCACCGCCAGUCUGCCCAGUGACAUACACAGUCUGCUGGGACAAGCACAAAAUGGGCCAAUAGCAGCCAUUGGAGCAAACUUCCCUGCCUCUGCAUUGGUUCCAAGUCGGACAGCAGCAAUGGGUGGUGCCCACCGUGACGACGCUGCCAGCCUGAACAACAGCCAUGGAGGGCUGCCCAGCGCUGGCUCCACAUCCAGCACAGAGCUCAACCACCAAGUGGAAACCUUCAGAGGUCUGGCCUCAAGCCUGGCCGGGCAGGUGUCUGCCUCCCUGGAGCUGAAGGUGGAGAGUCAGGACAAAGACGACAUGCAUGAGAACCACUCCUCUGACGACGUCAAGUCAGAUGACGAGAGCGACAAGAGAGACAUCAAGACACCCCGCGGAGGCACCCGCACCAGCAGUAUCAACGAGGACGAGGACCUGAACCCAGAGCAGAAGGCCGAGCGCGAGCGCGAGAGGAGGAUGGCCAACAACGCCCGUGAGCGCCUAAGGGUGCGAGACAUCAACGAGGCCUUCAAGGAGCUCGGUCGCAUGUGCCAGCUGCACCUGAAAAGUGAGAAACCCCAGACCAAGCUGCUCAUCCUCCACCAGGCUGUGGCCGUCAUACUCAGCUUGGAGCAGCAAGUCAGAGAGCGGAAUUUGAAUCCCAAAGCAGCCUGCCUUAAGAGAAGGGAGGAGGAAAAAGUGUCCGGGGUUUCCGGCGACGCCCAACAAUCCCACACCGGGGUGCAUCCUGGCCUCACUGACACAUCCAACCCCAUGGGCCACCUCUGAGUAACACACAGAUCAAAGCGAUCCAGAUCAUUUCUGUAAGAUUGAGUCGGUGAGCUCGCUUCCCAAUGACAGACAGGACUCACACUUUGUGACACCAAUUGGAGGAGACAGACCACUUGAAGCAAAACUAUAAAACUAACACACUCCAAUCCUAAGAUUGAAGAACAAACCGUGUCCAGUUCCCUGCGACAACAGCCAGUGUCCAUCAGCAAAUUUCUGCCCACGAGAAAACCUUCAGCACAUAUCACUGUCUGCAAGAAGCACGUUGCUUCUGAACAAUCAGAGACUGUCACAAUCUCCUCCAACCGUAUGUGGAAAUUGCCUUGUGCCUAAACUGAAUUGACGAAUGCAUUGUAACAGCAAUUGUUUUUGUUUGUCUAUUUCUUUUUUUUCUAUUUAUUAUGUUAUUGAGCUAUAAAGUGUAUGUCUAAAGGGAAAGUUAAGUAAUUUCAAAGAGAAGUAUGUGGCUUUUCAGUCGACCUACAGUUUGCCAGUUUCACCUGUAAGGCUGAGCACUCCGCCCUGGAAGUCUCGGGCUCGUCCGAGACGAGAGGGAAAAAUAUUCAGGCACUGAGACAAGAAGAUUCAAAUUAAUUUAUUGGCCAGUUUAGAGUGAUCUUAAUGCCCAGCUGACGAUGACCGUCGGCUGUGAGAGCUCAAGACUUAAGCGCCCCCGUCUUUAAAAAAGAUGAUAUAUUAUUUAUAUUUAUGUUUUAUUCAUUCCGCCACAAGCCGAGUCUUUAAUCAGAACUACCUAUGCUGGUUUCUGUGUAGUUUAGAUACACACUAGUGACUGAAAUUAGAAGAGAACCCAACAAGAGGAACAACAGGCCCGACUACAUUAGCAUGAAUUGUCUAUCGCUGGUGACACAAAACGGCAAACUCUAGUUUUACUGAAAGGUCAUCUUUAGUUGUGUUUUUUUUUUCCACCGUAGCGAGCAGUUAACAUACAGAGAGCAAAACUAUUUGCAAACCUUAGCAUUCCCUGCAUAUUUUUAGUGUCUUAACAAAAGGAAAGUGGGGGGGCUUGACUGUCCUCAGGUUCCUUUGCCAUAUAGUGUUAAAUGUAAGCAGUGACAUAUUUUGCAGAUUGUUGUCUAUAUGUUUAACCUGACAGUUACACGCUCUAGACUUCAGCGCAGAAGUGGCUUCGUUUUUGUCAUUUCCCGCCACUGGCUAAUCAGAGAUUUCUUCUAAACGACGACCACACGAUCUCCUGGCCUGAUGAACAUAUCACUUCAUUUUCUUUCUGUUGAUAACUCAAAAGACAGUACGUUUCAAAAGCAGUUACUCUAAGUAAAAAAACAAAAAAACAAAAACAAAAAAAACUAGUUAUGUUUAUUUGUGUUGUAACAAGUCAUUUCUCUAGGCUUUCAGCAUAUAAUGUCCAGUUUCAAUUAGCAGAGAGAAUUUCUAAGUUAUUUUAAAUGGUGUUUUGAUCCAAGCCGUGAUAUACUCAGUACAGGUAAGCCAGACUAGAUAUUACAUGGAUUCACAUGCUGUUUAAUAUCAAACAUAGUUGGUUUCAUAGAACUUAGUACAAUAAUGAACAAAAGCAGUUAACAGGAUUUUCUUUCUUUUUUUUUCCUUUUUUUUUUUUUUUUUUUAUUUCAAGACAUUGGUCAUGGCUUUAUUUUUUUCCCUAUCAGUGUGCAUGCUUUAUGUUUCUCCCUUAUUUAAGUCUUUGGUCUUAAGACCUGCUUUAUAUUCCAUUUAUUUCUUUGUAUAUUGUCUUCCAUCAUAAUCUACACCUUAAACAAGGCUGCCACAUUCAGAAUAAGUAUUCUGCCAAAAGGGAAAAUCAAUUAGAAUUAAGGAUGCCACGCCGAGAGUUUACAUUAUGGAUUUAUGACUUAAAAACUUUUGUGACAAAAAAAAACAUAAACAAUUAUUGUAUAUUCUCUGACUGCAUGUGGCCUUGUUCUUCAUUUCAGUAUUCACGAGCUUGUAUUCAUGUUGGCAGACUUUGAUUGAGGGUAUAAUGUAUGUCACUUCCUGCUCUCUUUUCCUUCAUUUUUUUUUUAAAUUUCCUGUUGUUCCUAUAUUUCUUUGCUCCUCUGUUUGCCAAGUUAGACUUUGCUGUAUUCCCAGAUGCUUUCCCUUGUAUAAUAUAUGAAAAAAAAAAAUCAAAAGAAAAAAAAAAAACAUUUGGCUUAUUUUUCACUGUAGUUAGUCUUUUAUACAAUAAUACUGUAAGAAUAUUUCUUGAAUUCUAAAUAUUACUCUUUCUAGAUUUUUGAAAGCGAAAGUUUUGAGUAAAAAGUUUCUUACUUUAUUUUACUAUAUUAGAUAGUAAAAAUGUACGGUUAUUUACCAUAACCUGUCCAUUACUACCAGAAAAUUUACAAAUGGCAUCUCAAGAACAUUGUUGCUCGCAGUCGAGUGCUUAUAAGACGCUGUACGAGCUCGAGAUUCCUCAAAAAAGUGCGACCUCCAUCUUAUCCUUCAGUCUCCAUGGUUGAUUGACAAAAGAUUUGUUCUUGUGUCAAAAACAAAGUCAAGCUAUUGUUGAUGCACAUCAAAAAACAAAAGAUACAGCAGCAAGAAUUUGAAUUUUCUGUCUCUUUCAGCAGAAAAAAAACACAAAAUGUAUAUAACAUUUAUGUUGCAAUAAAUGUGCCAUCUUUUUUUAAACUCAAUUGUAUGUGCAUUUAUUUCCCUCACUGGACAAACACUUUUUUUGUUUCUCCAUAUUUACUUUUUUUUUUUUUUUUUUUUUUUUUUUUUGUGUCCUCACUCCAUGCAAUUUUAUUUUAUGAAAUAGCAUAGGCUGGCUGGGUGCAGUAGGAUGAGCUCAGAAACACAGGGUUAAUCGUGGCUUUCCUGUUUUUUUGUUUCUUUUUUGUUUUUGUUUUUGCCGAGACAUUUCUACAGUGGAUUUAGGCCAAAUGAGUUUUUUAUAGUAUGUAACUCAAUUUUGAAAAUAAUACCAGUGGACCAUUGUAGUCUGUAUGAAAAGUACUAUGGAAUAUAUGUUUCUAUUUUUAAUAAAGUGUGAUAGCAGCGUACUGUA
Molecule: messenger RNA, 5344 nt
Organism: Myripristis murdjan (pinecone soldierfish)
Lineage: Eukaryota; Metazoa; Chordata; Actinopteri; Holocentriformes; Holocentridae
Gene: tcf12
Product: transcription factor 12
Exons: 21
Coding region: 172-2331 (719 amino acids)
Biological process (GO): regulation of transcription by RNA polymerase II
Cellular component (GO): chromatin; transcription regulator complex
Molecular function (GO): protein dimerization activity; DNA-binding transcription factor activity, RNA polymerase II-specific; RNA polymerase II cis-regulatory region sequence-specific DNA binding
Source: RefSeq, a predicted model, not a curated record